Molecule: messenger RNA, 981 nt
Organism: Porites lobata
Lineage: Eukaryota; Metazoa; Cnidaria; Anthozoa; Scleractinia; Poritidae
Source: the annotation of a GenBank genome assembly
AUGGCUCUUCUCAAAGUUCCCCUUGUGUUAAUGCUUUUAGUUUUGAGCGUGUCUUGGUGUAAGGUUCAGAACGUGGAACGUACGUCUGACGCCUCCUCUGGUGAAAAUGAAGUGAAAGUAAGGGAUAAGAGAGCGAUAGAUCCCCUGAGCUUGAUAGGCCUAAUUGUGAGCGUGGGUGCUACCAUCCAGGGGGCUAUCUGCACUUUUUCAUCGAUUUGUAGCAACGACGAAAUCACCCCAAGACUGGAAAAGAUAGAGAAAAAGUUGGAAGCUAUCCACAACGAUGUCAAGUCCAUCAAGAAAGAUGUGGAGGACAUCUGGAAUGAAUCGAAGCGGAAAUGGUACUUCAAUAACAUCGAGUACGUUGCCAACCAAAGGAAGAAAGUAAUAGAAGAUAUAAAGAGCAAAGACACUACUGGGAGAGCUAAGGAAAGACAAAAGAGAUUCAUUAAUUUGGUUUUAGGUGGAGAAGGCCAAGACGAAUUCAUUGAAAAAGCUCUUUUUCAUAUCCCAGACUUGGUUGUCAACAAGGGUCUUGUCACCCAUUACUUUAAAGUUCAGACCGAUAACGGAAAAUCUCCAGCAGAAGCCGCCAAGCUGACCUGGAUUUUUAUAAGGAAACUCUUCCGAUACCAAGAAGACGGCUACGUCUCAGUUGUGCUAGCAGCCUCUUUGAAGUACAAGGAUGACAAUGCAUCUUUUAAAAAGGUCAUGAAGGAAGUCUGCAAAUGGUGGCCAAAACUAAAGGAUCCUACAUACACCGAACUAUGUGACAAACUAGGUAAAGACGAGGGCUCGCGGGAUAAUCGAAAAAUGCAGCAAGACUUUGUAUUUUCCCUACGAGAUCUGGCUCUUGUUCCUGUUCAGCUGGUACAGACUGACUGCAAUAAAUUCGCAGACUCCUACACUCUACUCUACUCGACUGGCUAUCUUUAUGUAGCACACAGCCCAAGCCAAAAAGAUCUUGAUCGUCAAACCUGA